Ilex paraguariensis (yerba mate) is the source of this 1849-nucleotide messenger RNA. The record is from the annotation of a GenBank genome assembly. NCBI's taxonomy places the organism in Eukaryota, Viridiplantae, Streptophyta, Magnoliopsida, Aquifoliales, Aquifoliaceae.
CUUUGACGACGUCGUUUUCACUAUCCAUUGCCGUCUCCAAAUCAGCUUCCAUUUUCUCUAUCCCCCAACCCACUGAUUCAGACAGAUAGAUAUUAAUCCGUCGCCGACCAGGAAAAUAUAUUUUUGUGUCUCUAGAAAUGCUUUAUAGAGACAGAAACUGGAAGUAGAAAAGCAACCGAUUUUUGAAUGCUUCACUGUUUACUUACAACGAAAGCAACGGCGAGUCAUCUGAGGUCAAAACCGACUUAUUGCGAACCGAUCUCUCCGAUCGGAUCACCGGAAACUUCACGGCCUCGGAUGUUCCGGUUCAGUCACGAUCAUCGAUAACACGUUGCCGUUUUUUCAGCUGUGUACUUUGAUUCGGAUCUUUUAUAGGUCGAGUUAGGAGCAUUGGAAAAUGGAGCGGGCGACAAUAACAGGGGGUUCGGGUUUGGACAUGCCGAUUACGCAUGACAGUGACCGUUACGACUUCGUUCGAGAUAUCGGUUCGGGCAAUUUCGGCCUUGCCAGGCUUCUGAGAGAUAAGCAUACCAAAGAGCUCGUUGCAGUAAAGUACAUCGAGAGAGGCGAGAAGAUAGAUGAAAAUGUUCGAAGGGAAAUUAUUAAUCACAGGUCUCUAAGACACCCGAACAUAGUUAGGUUCAAAGAGGUCAUUCUGACACCCACUCAUCUGGCUAUUGUGAUGGAAUAUGCAUCUGGAGGAGAGCUUUUUGAGCGAAUCUGCAAUGCAGGGCGAUUCAAAGAGGAUGAGGCUCGCUUCUUUUUUCAGCAACUUAUAUCUGGAGUCAGCUAUUGUCAUGCAAUGCAAGUGUGUCAUCGGGACUUGAAACUUGAGAAUACAUUGUUAGAUGGAAGUCCUGCUCCUCGUUUGAAGAUAUGUGAUUUUGGGUACUCCAAGUCUUCUGUGCUGCAUUCACAACCAAAAUCAACUGUGGGAACUCCAGCAUACAUUGCUCCAGAAGUGUUACUUAGGCAAGAAUAUGAUGGCAAGAUUGCAGAUGUGUGGUCAUGUGGAGUGACAUUAUAUGUCAUGCUGGUUGGCGCCUAUCCUUUUGAGGACCCUGAUGAACCAAAGGACUUCCGGAAGACCAUACAUAGAAUUCUGAAUGUUCAAUAUGCCAUUCCAGAACAGAUUCAAAUAUCUCUGGAAUGUCGCCACCUGAUCUCGAGAAUCUUUGUUCAAGACCCUGCAAUGAGGAUUACAAUUCCUAAGAUCAGGAACCACCAGUGGUUUUUAAAGAAUCUUCCUGCCGAUCUCAUGGAUGGGGAGUCUAUUAGUAGACAGUUUGAAGAGCCUGAUCAGCCCAUGCAGAGCGAUGAUACGAUAAUGCAGAUAAUGUCUGAGGCUACAAUACCACCAGUUGGCCUGUAUAACCUGGAAAUGGAUGAUGACAUGGAAGACUUUGACUCUGAUCCUGACCUUGAUAUUGACAGCAGCGGAGAAGUCAUAUAUGCGAUCUGAUUGCAGUUUGUGUCUGGGGUUGAAAACAUCCAUUCUUGCAGUAAGUUGAGAAUUCUGGGCUUAUGGCUACUUGAGGAUUUAGAGAAGCAUGCUACCAAGGAUUUGGGCCAUGAGUAAUAUCAAUCAUUUGUUGGUUUAUAUGUCCCACAUAGUAUGCAUCUUUCGAAGGCUUCUGUAGGGAAGAGGUUUGAGUUUAGUACAUUGUCGGAGGAGGUUAAGUUGAGGGGAGUGGAUAGUUUUUACUGUUUGUUGAAAUUCUGAUAGGUCAGACGAUGAUAUAUUGUAUGGAUCAUGUGUUUUUGUUGUUUGUAUCGUCCCUAAAUACAAGUUUUGAAUAUGAAACUCUACUCUAUUGACAGGUGUGUCACAUUCUUAUACAAGUUUCUG